Linnemannia hyalina is the source of this 302-nucleotide messenger RNA. The record is from the annotation of a GenBank genome assembly. Lineage: Eukaryota; Fungi; Mortierellomycota; Mortierellomycetes; Mortierellales; Mortierellaceae.
AUGAAGAUCUCAUUUAUCUAUAUCGCUGCCCUGGUCUGUGCCCACCAGCUCCACUUAACGACGACGGUGAGGGCGCUCUCGGUAGACGUUCAACUUCCAGGACAGAACCGUGCUCCCAGUGCACCCGGAUCAGCAGCCGCUGUAGCUGCAGCGGGGAGGGGCGAAGGCGGAUCAAUGGCUUCGCCAGAUUCAACAACGCCAACAAGUGGAGACGCAGCGGCAGCAGCAGCGAUCACAGAAGCUCAAGCGCAGGCGGCCAAAGAGGCUGCAGCGGCUAACGCGGCUGCUUGGGAGGCACAGGC